AUGAGGGACAUAUUCUCUAUGUACUUUGAUCGCGACGAAAAGUAUAUCCACUUUGCUGAUCAGAAUUCACAACCUGUACCUAAUAGGAAUACAAAUGUCAUAAGAAUAAGGCCAUUGAAAGGUUAUGUUAUAAAGACAUAUGAGAAAAAUGGAGAUAAGAUAUAUAUCAAUAUCUGCUUCUCGAGGUUCAUUCCAGAUUUCCAUGUAAAGACAUUUCCACAUUUACAAAAUGAAGAAGGAUUAAGGAUACCUAUAAGUAUAGGUGAAGAAAAGAAAAAACAAGACAGAACAGAAAAAACGUACGGAACCUAUGAUGUAGUCCUAAAUAGUAGAGUUGUUUCUGAAUGCCUAAGAAAUGAGAAAAUAAAAACAGUAGUUUCUGAAUUAGUUCUAGAGGCUGUCAAAAAUAAGUACAAGUUAGAUAUAUGUACUAGUUUGUUUCUUUUCUCCAAUCACAAAUAUAAAGGCAAUAAUCCAGACGUUCAUUACAUAAAAUGUGAUCAACAACACAACAUUAGAGAAGUUGUUCGGGACUAUAAUGCGAUUUUUCCUGGUAAGGAUUCAUAUGCUUAUAAGCUCAUGAAACAUUAUAUGGAAAAAUAUAAGAAUAUAAUUGAAAAAAAUCCUAUUAACAGAUAUGGAUAUCUUAAAGAACAUCAUGAAGCAGAAGCUUUAGCAAAGAAGUUGAUCGUCACGAAACCUCAAUGGGAUAUGUGGUUUAUUCCUACAAAAAUAUUAGAAGAUAUGAAGAAAGGUGUGAAAAGAUUUUUCAUACCUUAUAUACGUAUAUUCCCAUUGAAAGGUGUUAUAAACGGUUUGGAUUUUAAAUGUCCAAAUAAUAAAGAUGAUAAAGAAAAGGAAUUGGUAGACCCACACAAAAAAAGAAAGAUAUUAAAAUCUUUCUUUGAAGAAUAUAAUGUUGAAUUAGAUGAUGAAUUCUUAAAGUAUCAGGAUAUUAUUAAAACAGUGUGUGUUUUCCAGAUACCUCUUUAUUUUUUUUCUUUUCUUAAGAAAAAAAUUGCAUUUGAUAUUGACAUAUAUAAUAAUUUACUUUCUGAAAUAAUAGAGCUUUGGAUUUCUGACGAAUGUUUAUAUAUACAAUUUAAGAAUUCUCCUUACUUCCAAGAUGAAAAGAACCCACCCUACAAAAGUUUUUCUAUACGUUUUCCAUAUUACUAUGAUACCUCUAAGGCUAUUGCUCAAUUUUUAUAUGAGUUUAAUCUCUUAAACAUUAUAGUACCAGUAAGCAAGUUGAGCAGUGAAUCGGAUGUAUUUAAUGAUAACCAAGAAGAUAGUGAUUUCAGCGAUAAAACAUUCAUUCAACCUGAUGAAUCAAGUAUUAUAUCUAUAUUGUAA
Plasmodium adleri (nom. inval.) is the source of this 1356-nucleotide messenger RNA. RefSeq names its product PIH1 domain-containing protein, putative. Bases 1 to 1356 code for a protein of 451 amino acids. Lineage: Eukaryota; Apicomplexa; Aconoidasida; Haemosporida; Plasmodiidae. The transcript has 3 exons. Gene Ontology annotation, cellular component: cytoplasm. The record is from RefSeq and is a predicted model, not a curated record.